AUGUUCGUUGGACGUGCUUGCUCGCUCAUAUUCGCUAUUGCCGCAUUGGCGCUAAUGGUAAUACUUCUCUUCUUUCCCUUCUUUGAGUCUAAAUGGAAGACAGCUGAUGCUGACCCUUCUGGAGGCAUCUCACCCAUCAUGAAGGGUGAAAUCACCUUUUGGGAAUUCCGUGAAUGGCCACUGGUGGGUGGACAACCCGGUGAAGAGGUUAAACAUACACUGCGUACGGAGUACUUUACAUGUGAUGAUGGUAAAAUGCGUAUUCAAGCUGUAGAGGGUGUUGCGAUUAUAGCCUCUGCUCUUUGUUUUCUCAACUUUUUAAUGAGUGUUUUUCUCUUCUGUUUUCCCACUAUUUUGCGUCUUCCUUUGACGCUUUACUUUCUCUUGGCGGCUCUUGCCUCUGCGGUGGUUCUUAUUCUCAUGAUGUGGUGGUAUGUGAGUCCCUGGUGUCCGGAGCAGGGCGCACUCAAGGCGGAUACUCUUUACAAGUGGGAGUACGGCCUUGGGUGGAAGUUAGUGAUUGCCUCCUGCGGCUCAUCUCUCAUUGGCUGUAUUAUGGCAGCGAUAUCUUGUUGA
Messenger RNA from Trypanosoma theileri, 576 nucleotides. RefSeq lists its product as uncharacterized. The coding region runs from base 1 to 576 and encodes 191 amino acids. The record is from RefSeq and is a predicted model, not a curated record. The transcript has a single exon. Lineage: Eukaryota; Euglenozoa; Kinetoplastea; Trypanosomatida; Trypanosomatidae.